Messenger RNA from Nymphaea colorata (pocket water lily), 1187 nucleotides. RefSeq lists its product as uncharacterized. The coding region runs from base 40 to 585 and encodes 181 amino acids. The record is from RefSeq and is a predicted model, not a curated record. Lineage: Eukaryota; Viridiplantae; Streptophyta; Magnoliopsida; Nymphaeales; Nymphaeaceae. The transcript has 2 exons.
UAUCACUCUGAUAUUCCAUGGAGGUGUCCUCACGACCAGAUGCAGUACAUGACUGAUAAAUGGGAAAACAGGGUAUUCCUUUUCUUAUCCGGACUGAAUGAUGACUUUGAAAAUAUAAGGAGUCAGAUUCUUAACUCUGACGAAUCAUUUAGUAUUGAAGAUGUCUAUUCCCGUGUUGAAGCUGAAGAACAGAGAAGGCUGCUCUCUAGUGGACGAAAGGGGGAAGAACAGUCUGCCUAUGUUAGCCGUGCCCCUGUGGGAACUCCUCGUUCUUCUCGAAAAUGUACUCAUUGCAAAAAACUUGGUCAUACUAGGGAUUUUUGUUGGGACCUGUAUCCAGAGAAGAAGGAUAGUAGGGGGAGGUCUUCGAGUGGGAAGAAGCCUGUAUCGUCUGCAACAAGUCUGAGUGAUGGGAAAGGUUCUAUUUCUGCAGAGCAGAUUCGUGAGCUACGAGCAUAUUUGAGCAAGAUUGAUGUUGGUCAGGCAGAUACACCAGAUGAGGUGAAGAUCAAUCAGGCAUUGGCUGUUUCAGGGGGAGAAGGACUUGGUGACAGGGAAGAGGAUUGGGAUUGGUUUGGUGUCUGAUGGGCUGUAUCGGCUUCCUAUACGCGUUGUCACAGCUCUUAUGUCAGCAGUCAGCAGAACAGAGAAGAAGGAGGAAGAGUGUCGUCAGUUAUUUUUGUUUUGGCAUGAACGCCUUGGUCAUCUCCCAUUUGGGAUUUUGAAACAUUUGUUCCCUGAACUAUGUUCUAGUUUAAACAUUUCCAUGUUAUCAUGUGAUGUGUGUCAGUUUGCGAAGCAUGUUAGAGCUUCUUAUCCAAUUUCAAAUAGUCGUUCUAAUAAAGCUUUCUCCUUGGUUCAUUCUGAUGUGUGGGGGCCUUCGGGCAUUCAUUCUCGUGGUGGUUUUCAAUACUUUAUAACCUUUAUAGAUGAUUAUUCAAGAUGUACCUUUGUGUAUUUGUUGAAAGAUCGUAGUGAGGUGCCUCACAUUAUUGAAACUUUCAUCCUCCUAGUGGAAAACCAAUAUGGAAAUUCUGUCAAGACUUUUCGGUCUGAUAAUGCUCGUGAAUAUCUGUGUCUCACUGUUGAAGAAUUCUUUCGAAAGAGGGGGAUUGUUCAUGAGACAUCCUGUAGUUAUACCCCCCCUCAAAAUGGGGUUGCUGAGAGGAAAAAUCGUCAGUUGCUCA